AUGGGAAUGGGAAAUGGAUGCAAGAUUAGCAUGCUGUGGAACUGGAACGUACUCGACGCGUGCUUCAUUACCAAGUCGUGGCGCAUCCGAUCCAGAGGCAUGUUCGCGGGCUCGUGCAUCGGCGUCAUUCUGCUCGUUGUCUUGCUCGAGUUUCUGCGUCGGGCGGCCAAGGAGUACGAUCACUUCAUCGUGACGCAGCACAGCAAGACGCUCGCGUCGGAUAACGCGGCCCUUUCGUCGGCAUCGUCUGCGGAUGGCAUCGUUCCAGGUACAAGCAAGAGUCCAGGGCCAGUGGGGACAGCGAGUCCGACAAUGGGUGGUGUGGUGAAGGCCAAGUUCAGGCCGACAAUGCUGCAACAGGCAGUGCGGGCACUGCUACAUACUUGUGCGUUUGCAGUGGCGUACUUUGUCAUGUUGUUGGCCAUGUACUACAACGGGUACUUCAUCAUCUGCAUCUUCAUUGGAGCGUACAUUGGCUACUUCAUCUUCGGGUGGGAGAGCUUCACGGUCAGCAAAGGUGGUGAUGAUCGCAUGCAGGAGAAUGCCACCGUGUGUUGUGGAUAG
Bipolaris zeicola 26-R-13 is the source of this 564-nucleotide messenger RNA. RefSeq lists its product as uncharacterized. Gene Ontology annotation, molecular function: copper ion transmembrane transporter activity. Bases 1 to 564 code for a protein of 187 amino acids. Gene Ontology annotation, biological process: copper ion transmembrane transport. The record is from RefSeq and is a predicted model, not a curated record. Lineage: Eukaryota; Fungi; Ascomycota; Dothideomycetes; Pleosporales; Pleosporaceae. Gene Ontology annotation, cellular component: membrane. The transcript is spliced from 2 exons.